Molecule: messenger RNA, 333 nt
Organism: Parnassius mnemosyne (clouded apollo)
Lineage: Eukaryota; Metazoa; Arthropoda; Insecta; Lepidoptera; Papilionidae
Source: the annotation of a GenBank genome assembly
AUGGUGGAAGAAGAUGAAUACGCUUGCGUAAACAAGUCACAGCUUAAAAUUAAGGAUAAUUCUGGAAUUAAAAAGAAAAAGAAGAAGAAAUCAAAUAAAGGAACAGAGAAAGCUAUAGAAAACGAAGUAAAACAACAAAUAAAGCAACAAAAAAAUACUGAUGCGAAAACAAAAGCUGAGCUUGCUUUUCUUAAGAUGCAGGAAAAAAUGCAAAAACAAAGAAUUCAACAAAAAGCGGAAAUGACACACAAACAAAGAGUUGAGAAGUUUAAUCAACACUUGGACAGUUUAACGGAACACUUUGACAUUCCUAAAGUUUCAUGGACAAAGUAA